Messenger RNA from Cuscuta europaea, 1090 nucleotides. NCBI's taxonomy places the organism in Eukaryota, Viridiplantae, Streptophyta, Magnoliopsida, Solanales, Convolvulaceae. The record is from the annotation of a GenBank genome assembly.
GUCAUAUCUUUACAUUUAACUUCUACUUUGAAAAUUCUCUACAAUUAUACGGAGUACUUCGUAUUAAGGAGUAUGAUUCUUAUCCAUUUGCGGGCAGUGGAUAGCUAGCUACUCCAGGCCAUGGCUGUUCUCAGCUGCUUGUGCUCCUCCAACCUUAGCAGUCCUCCUCCCCAUUCUAAAUUUACCGUUUCCACCACUCCGCAGAAUCGUCACCCUUUUCAAAUCUUUGCCAGACCUCCUUCCUGGGCUUCUCUGAACCAGCCACCUCACACCUCAAGGAGGGACCCACUCUCGUAUUGUGCUAAAUCCCUAUCCACUGCCAGCUUUAUUGCUCUCCUCUCAUCUUCACUCUUCUUUGCCUCUGAUCCCGCUUUGGCCUUCAAGGGUGGAGGUCCAUAUGGUGCUGAGGUAACCCGAGGGCAAGACCUAACUGGCAAAGAUUUUAGUGGUAGAACUUUGAUCAAGCAAGAUUUCAAAACGUCCAUAUUGAGACAAGUGAAUUUUAAAGGCGCAAAAUUGACAGGAGCUAGCUUCUUUGAUGCUGAUUUAACAGGUGCUGAUCUGUCUGAUGCUGAUCUUAGAGGUGCUGACUUCUCCUUGGCCAAUUUAGCAAAGACAAAUUUAACCAAUGCUAACUUGGAAGGAGCACUUGCAACUGGAAAUACAUCUUUCAAAGGGUCAAUUAUAACAGGCGCAGAUUUCACAGAUGUUCCUUUGAGAGAAGACCAAAGGGGAUACCUCUGCAAAAUUGCAAAUGGGCUAAAUCCAGAAACGGGUAAUGCAACACGUGAUACAUUACUCUGCAGUUAAAAUUUAGAAUCGUGGAUUCUCUCCAAACCAAGAUGCUGGGUAUUACAAGGAAGGUCACACUGUUAUUCAGUUUGAAACAGCAAAUCCUGAGUUGAAGGAGAGAAACCCUCGCUGAUCUCACAGCAUUGUCGUCGCGGUUUCUGCACAUAUGCAAAUUCAUAAAGUCAAUCAUUUAUAAGUACCACUGCCUCCUAAUACAAAAACAUUGUGUAGUAAUACUAAAACAAUGGAGGCAUAUCUUUUUUACACUCAAAUAUAGUGUUCUUUUAUUGAAGUCCUA